Propithecus coquereli (Coquerel's sifaka) is the source of this 7839-nucleotide messenger RNA. It is a transcript of the gene MYO18B, whose product is annotated as myosin XVIIIB. Lineage: Eukaryota; Metazoa; Chordata; Mammalia; Primates; Indriidae. The record is from RefSeq and is a predicted model, not a curated record. The coding region runs from base 1 to 7623 and encodes 2540 amino acids. The transcript has 43 exons. Gene Ontology annotation, molecular function: cytoskeletal motor activity; protein binding; ATP binding. Gene Ontology annotation, cellular component: myosin complex.
AUGGCCAUCUCAUCACGACUCGCCCUGUGGGAGCAGAAGGAAAGUAUUCGGGAAGAGGACAAGAGCCCCCCACCGUCCUCGCCCCCUCCCCUUUUCUCUGUCAUCCCAGGGGGCUUCAUUAAGCAACUGGUUCGGGAGACUGAGAAAGAGGCCAAGGAAGCGAGACAGAAGAAACAGGCGGCACUUGUCUCUCCGGAACAAGAGACCCCAGAACUUUCCGCCAGCCAGCCCAACAGCAAGUCCAGCAGUGGCACCAGCUCUGGAAGCCAGCGGAUUUCCCAGGACACCCAGUCAAGCUCUCCUGGAAGCUCAAACAUUCCGGGCAAGGACAGCGAGGGGGCAGGCAGCACCAGCCCUGGGAUGAUGACCACCAUCAAUGGGGAGAAGGCCCCGGAGCCGGGCUCUGGGGGGACGCCAGCCAAAAAGACCCUGCCCUUCAAGAGGGGUGUGAGGAGGGGCGACGUGCUGCUGAUGGUGGCCAAGCUGGACCCGGACUCAGCCAAGCCAGAGCAGAGGACCCCUCCCCCUUGCAAGACCCCACCCCCAGCCACAGACCCUGGUGGGGGAAAGAAAGGGGAGACCCCAGGGACUCCUUGUGGCCCCCAGGCCAGCACUGAGCAUUUGGCCCCGAAAGCUGAGAAGACCCGGACUGGGGGUGUUGGGGACGCAGACCAAGGGACCGCGCUACUGACAAAAGGCAGGAAGGGCCAAGGCACAACGCGAAAGGGGGAUGGGGCCCCCCAGACCAAAGGGCCCACAGCGGGUGAGCCCCAGGGCAAAGACGGGCAGGGGACCAGGCCCCAAGCCCAAGGGCCCAGAGAGGGAGGACUGUCAGGAACAGCAGAGAAGGAAGGAGGCGACCCCCCAAACAAGGUGGAAAAGGGGACCCUCCCCAAGGAUGCGGGGAGUGAAGGGAAGCAUGCUGUGCCCCCAGUCCAGGCGAGGAAGUGGGGCGGGUUCCUGGGCCGAAGGAGCAAGUGGGAUGGUCCCCAGAACAAGCAGGGCAAGGAAGGUGAGCUCCUGAGUAGGGCGGAGGAGAAGGGUGAGCAGCAGAGCAAGGCCGGGAAGGGGAAGGCAGGUGAGCCUGAGGGUGAGAAAGGAAAGGCGGGACAAGCUCAGAGCAAGUCUGGGGAGACAGGUGGAGCACGGAGUCCGACAGAGAAGGGCUGUAAGGCCCCAGGGGAGGUGGAUACAAGGGGCUUGUCGCUGGCUGGGAAGGAGGGCUGGCCACAGCGCCCAGAGCAGAGAGCCCAGGAGCCCUGCGCGGGAGCGGGCGAUGCGGCCGGCGCCCGGCAGGGGGCGCUGGAGGGACCCGGGCCGCCGGCUCCGGAGCAGGAUGCAGACGGGCCUGGGACACGCGCAGAGAACCCAGUCGGGCCAGCCCCGCAGGAGGAGGGCACAGAAGGCCCGAGCGGAGACUCAGACCAGGCACCCAAGGACAGGUGGUAUGAGGCAGAGAAAGUCUGGCUGGUUCAGAAGGAAGGAUUCGCUCUUGCCACGGUGCUAAAGCCGGAUGAGGGAACAGCCGACUUGCCGGCAGGCAGAGUGCGACUUUGCAUCGACACUGACAAAACCAUCACUGAGGUGGAUGAGGAGUACGUGCAUCGGGCCAACCCCCCUGAGCUGGACCACGUUGAGGACCUGACUUCUCUCAUCAGUGUCAAUGAAUCCAGCGUCCUGAACACGCUUCUGCAGCGCUACCGGGCUCAGCGGCUGCAUACCUGCACGGGGCCGGAUCUGAUCGUGCUCCAGCCCCAGGGGGCCUCGGCACCCUCUGCGGGGAAGGUGCCCAGGGGCCGCCGGGAUGGCCUGUCUGCCCACGUUGGCUCCCUGGCCCAGCGGGCAUACUGGGCACUGCUGAGCCAACGGGCAGACCAGAGCAUCGUAGCCCUUGGCCGCAGUGGCGCUGGGAAGACCACCUGCUGUGAGCAGGUCCUGGAGCACCUGGUGGGGAUGGCAGGCAGUGUGGAAGGCAGGGUCUCAGUGGAGAAGAUCCGAGCCACCUUCACCAUCCUCCGGGCCUUCGGCUCCGUGUCCACGGGCCACAGCCGCCACGCCACCCGGUUUGCCAUGGUGAUGUCGCUGGACUUCAGUGCCACGGGCCGGGUCACAGCCGCUCAGCUCCAGACGAUGCUGUUGGAGAAGAGCCGCGUGGCGCGGCGGCCGGAAGGGGAAGGCAACUUCCAGGUCUUCUCCCAGAUGCUGGCUGGGCUGGACCUGGAUCUCAGGACAGAGCUGUACCUGCAUCAGAUGGCAGACAGCAGCUCCUUUGGCAUGGGCGUGUGGUCCAAGCCUGAAGACAAGCAGAAGGCGGCGGCUGCCUUUGCCCAGCUCCGGGGCGCCAUGGAGCUACUGGACAUCUCAGAGAGCGAGCAGCGAGCCAUUUGGCGGGUGCUGGCAGCCAUCUACCACCUUGGUGCGGCGGGGGCCUGCAAAGUGGGCCGGAAGCAGUUCAUGCGGUUUGAGUGGGCAAACCACGCUGCCGAGGCCCUGGGCUGUGAGUACGAGGAGCUGAACACAUCCACCUUCAAGCACCACCUACGGCAGAUCAUCCAGCAAGUGACGCUUGGGUCGAGCAGACGGGGCCUGGAGGAGGAGGAGACCAGCUCAGGGCUCAAGAUGACAGGCGGGGAGUGUGUGGAGGGGAUGGCCUCGGGCCUGUACCAGGAGCUCUUUGCGGCCGUGGUGUCACUCAUCAACAGAUCUUUCUCCUCCCACCACCUCUCCAUGGCUUCCAUCAUGGUGGUCGACUCUCCGGGCUUCCAGAACCCCCGGCACCAGGGCAAGGACCGGGCGGCCACCUUCGAGGAGCUGUGCCACAAUUACGUCCACGAACGCUUGCAGCUGCUGUUCUACCAGCGGACCUUUGUCUCCACGCUGGAGCGAUACCGGGCGGAAGGUGUUCCUGUGCAGUUUGACCUCCCGGAGCCCUCCCCCGGGGCCACUGUGGCUGUCGUGGACCAGAAUGCCUCCCAGGUCCGCUUACCAGCCGGAGGAGGUGUUGACGAUGCACAGGGCCUUUUCUGGGUCUUGGACGAGGAGGUCCGGGUAGAGGGGUCCAGUGACAGCACGGUCCUCGAGCGUCUGUGUGCGGCCUUUGAGAAGAAAGGAGCUGGGGCCGAAGGGACCUCUGCCCUGAGGACCUGCGAGCAGCCCCUGCAGUGCGAGAUUUCCCACCAGCUGGGACGGGACCCUGUGCGCUAUGACCUCACUGGCUGGCUCCAGAGAGCCAAGCCCAACCUGUCAGCCCUGGAGGCCCCGCAGGUCCUGCAGCAGUCGAAAAGGGAGGAGCUGCGGAGCCUGUUCCAGGCCCGGGCCAAGCUGCCCCCCGUGUGCCGGGCCGUGGCAGGUCUGGAGGGCACCUCCCAGCAGGCGCUGCAGAGAAGCCGCGUGGUGAGGAGGACGUUCGCUGGCAGCCUCGCCGCGGUGAGGAGGAAGGCCCCGUGCUCCCAGAUCAAGCUGCAGAUGGAUGCGCUGACCAGCAUGAUCAGACGGUCUCGUCUGCACUUUAUCCACUGCCUUGUGCCACACCCCGUGGUGGAGAGCAGAGGUGGGCAGGGGUCUUCGACGCCACUGGAGCCUGGUGGAGACAAGCCCGGGGCAGGUGGGCCCCCGGCCCCGGACAUCCCGGCACUGAGGGUCCAGCUCGCGGGGUCCCAUAUCCUGGAGGCUCUGCGUCUGUAUAGGACAGGCUAUGCUGACCACAUGGGGCUGGCUCAGUUCCGCCGGCAGUUCCAGGUGCUGGACCCUCCACUCCUGAAGAAGCUCAUGACAACCUCCGAGGGAAUAGACGAGAGGAAGGCCGUGGAGGAGCUCCUGCAGACCCUGGACCUGGAGAAGAAGGCGGUAGCCAUGGGGCACAGCCAAGUUUUCCUCAAGGCAGGUGUGGUCUCCAAGCUUGAGAAGCAGCGAGAGAAGCUGAUGUCUCAGAGCAUCGUUCUCUUCCAGGCGGCUUGCAAGGGCUUUCUGUCUCGCCAGGAAUUCAAGAAGCUGAAGAUUCGCCGACUGGCUGCUCAGUGCAUCCAGAAGAAUGUGGCUGUGUUCCUGGCGGUCAAGGACUGGCCGUGGUGGCAGCUCCUUGGUUCCCUCCGGCCCCUGCUGAGUGCCACCAUCGGGAAUGAGCAGCUCCGGGCCAAGGAGGAGGAGCUGAUGACGCUGAGACAGAAGCUAGAAAAAUCAGAGAAGUCACGGAAUGAACUCCGGCAGAACGCAGACCUGCUAGAGAGCAAGAUUGCUGACUUGACCACGGAGCUCGCUGAUGAGCGCUUCAAAGGGGACGUGGCCUGCCAGGUGCUGGAGGGUGAGCGGGCAGAGCGGCUCCAGGCCUUCCGGGAGGUCCAGGAGCUCAAGAGCAAGUAUGAGCAAGUCCAGAAAAAUCUGGGAGAAGUGGAGAAACAGCUGGAAGAAGCCCAGCAGAAAAUUCAGUUGCAUGCCUUGGAAAGGGAUCGCACUGGAGGAGCAGACGAGUGGCAAAUGCGCUUCGACUGUGCCCAGAUGGAGAACGAAUUCCUCAGAAAGCGUCUGCAGCAAUGCGAGGAGAGGCUGGACUCAGAGCUGACGUGCAGGAAAGAGCUGGAGCAGAAGCUCGCGGAGCUGCAGAGUGCUUACGAGGGGGCCAAGAAGACAGCUCACCAACUGAAGAGGAAGAGCCACCAUCUCACCUGUGACCUGGAGGACACUCGUGUCCUGCUGGAAAACCAGCAAAGCCGCAACCACGAGCUGGAGAAGAAGCAGAAGAAGUUUGACCUACAGCUGGCCCAGGCCCUGGGGGAGUCUGUGUUUGAGAAGGGCCUCCGCGAGAAAGUGACCCAAGAGAACACCAGCAUCCGGUGGGAACUAGGCCAGAUUCAGCAGCAGUUGAAGCAAAAAGAGGAGGAAACCUCGCAGCUGAAGCAGGAGGUGAAGAUGCUGCAGGAUCAUAAACAGGAGCUGCUGAAGUCUCCCUCUCUGGGGGAAAAUUGCAUCGCUGGCUUGAAGGAGAAGCUUUGGAAGCUGGAGUCUGGUGCCCUCGAGCAACAGAAAAUCCAGAACCAGCAGGAAAACACCAUCAAGCAGCUGGAACAGCUACGCCAGCGGUUCGAGCUGGAGAUCGAGAGGAUGAAGCAGAUGCAUCAGAAGGACCGUGAGGACCAGGAGGAAGAACUGGAGGAUGUCCGUCAGUCCUGCCAGAAGCGGCUUCGUCAGCUGGAAAUGCAGCUGCAGCAAGAGUAUGAAGAGAAGCAAAUGGUCCUUCACGAGAAGCAGGAUUUGGAAGGCUUGAUCGGAACCCUCUGUGAUCAGAUCGGCCAUCGGGAUUUUGAUGUGGAGAAGCGUCUUCGGAGGGACCUGAAGAGGACGCACGCGCUGUUGGCAGACGUGCAGCUCCUUCUGGGCACCAUGGAGGACAGCAAGACGUCGGUCAGCAAGGAGGAGCUGGAGAAGGUGCACAGCCAGCUGGAGCAGAGUGAAGCCAAGUGUGAGGAGGCCUUGAAGAUCCAGAAGGUGCUCACGGCAGACCUGGAGAGCAUGCACAGCGAGCUGGAGAACAUGACCCGAAGCAAGAGCCUGGUGGAUGAGCAGCUGUACCGGCUGCAGUUCGAGAAAGCGGACCUCCUGAAGCGCAUCGACGAGGACCAGGAUGAUCUGAACGAGCUGAUGCAGAAGCACAAGGAACUCAUUGCUCAGUCUGCUACUGACAUUGGGCAGAUCCAAGAACUGCAGCUGCAGCUGGAGGAAGCCAAGAAGGAGAAGCACAAACUUCAAGAACAACUGCAGGUGGCCCAGACGCGCAUCGAACACCUGGAGCAGUCCACCGUGGAUCGAGCCAUCGUCAGCAGGCAGGAGGCAGUCAUCUGUGACCUGGAGAACAGGACGGAGUUCCAGAAAGUGCAGAUUAAGAGAUUUGAGGUCCUGGUGAUCCGGCUUCGGGACAGCCUGAUCAAGAUGGGCGAGGAGCUGUCGCAGGCAGCGGCGUCUGAGUCCCAGCAGCGGGAGAGCAGCCAGUAUUACCAGCGGCGCCUGGAGGAGCUGAAGGCGGACAUGGCGGAGCUGGCGCGCCGGGAGGCAGAGGCCAGCCGGCGGUGCAUGGAGCUGGAGACGUAUGUAGAGGAGCUCGCGGCCGUGAGGCAGACCCUCCAGACAGACCUAGAGACGUCCAUCCGUCGGAUCGCUGACCUGCAGGCGGCCUUGGAAGAGGUGGUGUCCAGUGACAGUGACUCGGAGAGUGUCCAGACAGCAGUAGACUGUGGCAGUGGUGGCCGAAAAGAGAUGGAUAACGUCUCCAUCCUCAGCUCCCAGCCCGAGGGCAGCCUGCAGUCCUGGCGGAGCUGUACUCUGUCGCUGGCCACAGACGCCGUGAGGACCCCCUCUCGACAGUCGGCCUCCAGUAGUCACAUCCGCGGCCCCAGGAUGAACGAAGAGGCCGGGGAUGCUGAGAUGGCCCAAUGGGCGUCGGUGCUGAGCAGAGCCCAGGAUGUCCGUAGCAAGAGCUCGGGAGACAAGCCCGUGUCUCCCCACUCGCUCCGCCGGCAAAAGUACUGUCAUUUUGGGGAUGGUGAAGGGUCCGGUGUCAACACAAAGCCCACGGAGAGAUUAGAAGCUCGAUCUUCUCCCCUGGCUUCUCGGAGUGCAGAUACAUCCCCGCUGUCAAGGGAAAAGCUGCCCAGUCCUUCUGCGGCCCUCUCGGAGUUCGUGGAAGGACUUCGGAGGAAGAGAGCCCAGAGAGGCCAGGGGUCCACGCUGGGCCUGGAGGACUGGCCCACUCUCCCCAUUUAUCAGACUACCGGGGCUUCCACGCUCAGGAGGGGCAGAGCCAGCAGCGAUGAGGGAGACCUCUCACUGAGGUUUGGGUCAAAAUCACCCCUGGAAUUGGAGGGGGCCGCUGGGACGUCGGCUGGCCUCCCGCGGUCCACCAGUCUGAAAUGCAUCUCUUCAGAUGGCGUUGAGGGCACGUCCCUGCUGCCCGAGAAGCCGAAGACCCGGUUCAGUUCCUGCGAGUCUCUCUUAGAAUCCACACCAAACUUGGGGCGAAAAUUGAGCUCCCCGACCAGACCCAGGGACGUGCUCUUGUCACCCACGCUGCGUCCUCGGAGGCGGUGUCUGGAGUCCUCAGUGGACGACGCGGGCUGUCCAGACCUCGGGAAGGAGCCACUCGUCUUCCAGAACCGCCAGUUUGCCCACCUGAUGGAGGAACCUCUAGGCAGGGACCCGUUCACUUGGAAGCUCCCUAGCCUCGACUACGCACGCAAGACCAAAGUGGACUUUGAUGACUUCCUCCCGGCCAUCCGGAAGCCUGACACACCUACGUCCUUGGCCAGGGCGGCCAAAGACAGGCAAGAUGCUUCAAAGCGUUCAAGUGUCCACUUUGAGACGGAAGAGGCUGACCGUUCCUAUCUCUCGGGGAUCAAGACCAUUUUGAAAAAGAGCCCGGAGCCCAGGGAGGACCCCGCCCACCUGUCCGACUCAUCCUCAUCCUCCAGCUCCAUCGUGUCCUUCAAAAGUGCCGACAGCAUCAAGAGUCGACCGGGAGUCCCACGACCUGCAGGUGACGGUGGUGAGAGAACGUCCCCCGAGCACAGAGAGCCGGGGGCCGGGAGGAAAGAGGAUGACGUUGAGAGCAUAAUGAAGAAGUAUCUCCAGAAGUAGGAACCAGCUCAGCCUCCUGAGAUGCGGCCACCCUUGAAGACUUCCCAGCUCCACAACAGUUUGGAGAGAGACUGACCAGGCCUCCCCCAGGGCCCUCAGUCUGAAGCCAGCCAGCAAGGCCACCCUCAAGAGGCGAGACAGGCCCACAGAGCCAGAUCCCUCGAGGGUGCUGGGCUUCCAGUGUGCUUGGUCUGAACAAAAUAAAGUGUUGGCUCC